AUGGCGACAGAUGCGCCAAAGUGCGCUACCAAGACGCUGCAUGUGUCAACGCCUACGGGAGAAGACAUCGAGCUGAGUUGCGAAGAUGAGACGAUUCUGCAGCUGAAGAUGCGAUUGCAAAGCUCCGAGCAGGUGCCCGAGAAGUUCCGCACCGCUCCCACGCGCGCCCUUCGCUUGGUCUUUGGCACCGAGGUGUUACCUGACGAUCUACACCUAUCAGAUCCUGCAGGCCCAAAGGAUGGCGACCAGUUGUCCUUGAUCGUGUCUCUGGCCCCUUGUGGGAUCUACAAAUCCGAAAUAAGUGAAGUUGGUCACGGGCCCGCGGCCGACAACACCUGGAUCAUUGCCUCGGCAGAUUUUACUGACCAUGGUGAUUUCACAAUCACGAUGGAGGAAUCAGAGAUCACCUCUGUGCUUGGGCGACAGUUUCUGCACGAAGCCUCAACAGGCUUUACCGAUAAAAAUGGGGGCUGA
Messenger RNA from Cladocopium goreaui, 474 nucleotides. NCBI's taxonomy places the organism in Eukaryota, Dinophyceae, Suessiales, Symbiodiniaceae. The record is from the annotation of a GenBank genome assembly.